GGAAUUGUGGAACACAUUAAAAACGUAUCAUCAGAAGUUUCGCAGCAACUUGUUGAUACGAUAAAAACACUCACUAAAAACUAUGUAGAAAAGCCCAAAACUAUAAUUGUAGCCACCAUUCCUUGCGAUUCGGAAGACGAACAUCAAGGUAUUCAUAAUAUAAUAAACAAAGUCGAUCCGCACAAAAACCGCACGGUGUUUGUCCUAACAAAACCAGACCGUAUCGAGGCUGAAACGCAUGGAAAAUGGUUACCGAAACUCGAAAAUUUAUCAGGACCAGACUAUUUC
Molecule: messenger RNA, 288 nt
Organism: Paraglomus occultum
Lineage: Eukaryota; Fungi; Glomeromycota; Glomeromycetes; Paraglomerales; Paraglomeraceae
Source: the annotation of a GenBank genome assembly